AUGUCUAAAGUUAAAUAUAUGAACUGCAUAAAUAAUUCUAUUCCAAAUAGUUAUAUUAAAGAAUAUACCAACAAUGAACUUUUUACCAAACAAACUGGUUAUACUCCAUUAACACACUACCAACAACAGAUACCAAGCUCUAUAAAUAUGUUGAAUAUUCCAUUCUACCCAAAUAAUACUAAUCCUGUAUGCGGAUUAAAUAUGGAUAUACCUGUUAUAAAUGAACAGAAUGCCAUAAAGAAAUUUAAUUCAGGUACAACAAGGAGUGAUUCAAGUUCAAGUUCUACAUCAUCAAGUGCUAUGAGUUCUUUAUCUAUGAAUCAUAAUAAAUAUUAUAAUGAAAAUAGUUUAUACGUAAAUGACUCUGAUUUAGAUUUAUUAGAUUUUAAACAUAGAAAUAAUUUAUCCAAGUUAUUUGAAGAUGAUCUCAUAUAUUGUCCACGCUCUUUGUUAUCAAAACAGGAUCUUCAGAGAGCGAACAUGCUAUUAUAUGAACAAUCCCUAACUCAAAAUUAUUUUACAAACACUUAUAAUAAGCUUACUGUAGAAUCGCCUUGUUUAACUACAACUAAUAUGCAUUCGAUGAAAUUCAAUCCUUAUACUUCUAAAAGUUUUAAUCCUACUUUACCCCUUUAA
Arxiozyma heterogenica is the source of this 636-nucleotide messenger RNA. RefSeq lists its product as uncharacterized. The transcript has a single exon. Bases 1 to 636 code for a protein of 211 amino acids. The record is from RefSeq and is a predicted model, not a curated record. NCBI's taxonomy places the organism in Eukaryota, Fungi, Ascomycota, Saccharomycetes, Saccharomycetales, Saccharomycetaceae.